AUUCAGUCAGUGGCCAACUAACCGAUCGACAGAAUAUUAGUGUCGUUAAAUUUCAUAAAAAGUUCAAUAAACUUACGUAAAAGUGAUACCACUAUAAACGUUAAUUUUACAUAACUUUUGCAUGUUUUAGUGUUGAAAAGUAUUAUAACCUCAAAACUUUUUGAUGAUUUAAAAAAGUUUUAAUACCUAGCCUAUAGUACAAUUUAUUUGAAAAAAGCGUGCGAAGUGUGCAAUUUAUACAGCCAAGAAAUAAUUCUACAGUAGACAUGGAUGAACAGAUACAAAAAGAAAAAGGGAAUGCGAGCAGACAAAUUUUAACAGCUUUAUUGGCGACGAUUCCAACCUUCACGUAUGGAAUCCAGAUCGGUUGGUUAUCACCGAUGGGGCCUUUACUUAAAUCAGCGUCGUCACCAGCCACAGAGCCGAUAGAUAACGCCCACAUCUCGUGGAUGGCGACAGCGUUGCCUCUGUCAGCGAUAUGUGGCAUCCCUUUCUUCAGCUACAGCUCAGACAGAUUCGGAAGAAAGAUCUGCGUGAUGGCCGUCUCUUUUUUAUCCGCUAUAUCAUGGACGCUCAAAUUAUCGUCAGUAAAUGUGCCUUCACUAAUCAUAGCCAGAGUAAUAGCCGGGCUAGCGUCAGGAGGGUGCUUCGUUGUCGUCCCAGUGUACAUCAAGGAAAUAUCCGACGACUCUUGGCGAGGUGCUUUGGGCUCGUUGACAAUGACAGUGUGCAAAUUGGGUGUCAUUUUUGUGUACGCUAUGGGCAUGUUAGCUUCCUACACUGUGAACCAAGCGGUGUAUUUGACGUUAGCAUGUGCCCAUGUAGUCGUGUUCUACUUUAUGCCGGAGUCACCUAAUUAUCUGCUGAAGAUUGGAAAAGAGGGCAGAGCAGCUAAGGCUAUCAGCUGGUUACGCAGUACUAAGCAACGCAGCAAAAUAGUAAUUAAUGAAUUAAGCAAACUUCGGGAGGAACAACGGCUAAUCGACGCAUCUCCUGGGGUCACACUGCGAAGCAUUGUGAAUGACAAGGCAACGUUUUCCGCUCUCCGCAUGACCUUGAUGUUGAUGGCAAUGCAGACAUUAUCUGGCUGUUUCGCUCUCAUGAACUAUGCAGCUGACGUGUUCACUCGCGCGGGCAGCGAAUGGAGUCCGAAUACCCUGGCGCUUUUGAUGGGCUCCUUACAACUGGCAGGAUCUUUCUUCACUACAAUGUCCAUUGAGAAAUGCGGAAGGAAGAUACCGUUAGCGUGCAGUUCGAUGGUAGUGUCGCUGUGUAUGGCGACGCUGGCCACCACUUUCCUGGUGGACACCAGUGACGUCACGUGGUUGCCAGCGGUGGCUGUGUGCGUGUGCUUCCUGACUUACGGGGUGGGGCUGGCACCGGUGCCUAUGGUCAUCAUGGCUGAGGUCUUCACAUUCCAGAUGCGCGCGCGCAUGGCGGGCGCAUCGAUGGCGUUCUCCUUCUUCUGCAGCGGUAUGACGGUACUCUUCUACACGCCCAUAGCGGACCAAUUCGGAGCGCACGUCGUGUUCUACAUUUUCUCUGCAGUUACACUAUUCGGGGUCUUAUACACUAUUCUUUGGGUGCCGGAGACGAAAGGCAAAAGUUUGAGAGAGAUACAGAGCUUCUGGAAAGAACCAGAUCCAGUCCAUGUAUGAGAAGACUUAAAAGAUCAACGAAAAUAAAUUCUUUACGAGAUU
Messenger RNA from Diatraea saccharalis (sugarcane borer), 1700 nucleotides. NCBI's taxonomy places the organism in Eukaryota, Metazoa, Arthropoda, Insecta, Lepidoptera, Crambidae. The record is from the annotation of a GenBank genome assembly.